This is a messenger RNA of Podarcis raffonei (Aeolian wall lizard), 1004 nucleotides long. RefSeq names its product UBA like domain containing 1 (gene UBALD1). The transcript has 3 exons. Lineage: Eukaryota; Metazoa; Chordata; Lepidosauria; Squamata; Lacertidae. Gene Ontology annotation, molecular function: protein binding. The coding region runs from base 26 to 511 and encodes 161 amino acids. The record is from RefSeq and is a predicted model, not a curated record.
GAGCGCGAGAAGCCGAAGGCGCGCCAUGGCCUCGGCGUCGGGGGGCAGCGGCGCCUCGGAGGAGCUGAAGCAGCAGCUGCUGAUCGGCCAGUUCGUGGUGGCCGCCGGCUGCGCCGCCGACCAAGCCCGGCAGCUCCUGCAGGCCGCCCACUGGCAGUACGAGACAGCCCUCAGCACGUUCUUCCAAGAAUCCGGCAUCCCCUACAGCCAUCCCCAUCACCAGAUGAUGUGCACGCCUGCCAACACACCUGCCACUCCGCCCAGCUUUCCCGAAGCCCUCGCCAUGUUCUCCCGCCUCAAGGCCUCGGAGCCAGCCGCCUCUCCUCCCCUUCCGCCACCCCCACUGCCCCAGCAUCCCGGAGCCUUUCCCUGGCCGGCCUGCUCCCUGCCUGGGCAGCCGGGCGCAUGGACUGCCAGCCACCCUCUGCAGCCGGCAGGCUGGCCUGGCAGCCUCUCCCAGCAAGGCAGCUCCGAGCCAAAGACCAGUGCCACGCUGGAGGCCGAGAGAUGAGGAGACAAGGGCCACACAGCAGAUGCAGGGUGAGACCCACAACGCUUCAGAGACACGGACAGAGAAGCCCCUGACAGCCCAGGGGGGUUGCUUGACUCUGGAGUUUGGGGGCACCAGGCCUAGCUGCAAGGGGGAGGCUGGUGCCAAGGUCUCUGUGUGGGUGAUGUGUUUGAGACGCACUCAGAGCAAGGUGGACAGAGAGAGUUCUGCUUCCCCACUCCGGUGCCUUUCCUGUAUGCGGGGGGGGGGGGGUUGGACUUUGCAGGCUUUUCCUGGAGGAAACCCGCCCCUGUUGGGCUCCCAGCAGUUCACUUCUCUCCUGUCUCUGCCACCUCAGCUCUGCCCAAGGUGGGCGUUGCCACCCAUGGACCAAACCGCAUGCUCAGAUUUCAACUGCCCCCCAUGGAAAAGUGGUGGUGGUGGUUGGGGUUUUGCUUUUGUUCUGGUUUAAUAAUCUGCCAUUUUUAAAAAAGGAUUAAAUUUCUUUUCCGGA